AUGCAUGUGGCAGUGGUAGCAGUGAACAUGAUAUUGCUCCUAAGCAUGGGGUGGACAUCAGACUCUCUCUGCUCACCCACAAUUUUUUACAGAGACUGCUGGAUCCGUCGCUUCGCAGGUCUUCUAAUCAAUCUGGAGGAGUCUCAGAAGCUGGGAGCCCAGUUCUUGAAGUAUUAUUCUGAAAGCACUGGCCAGGAGUGCAGUAGGAGCUGCUGUCUCCGGAAGGAUGUUUCCUGUAACCUGGCUGUCUUCUACCACAAUCCUAUUCAUGAUAAUAUCAACUGUCUCCAUGUUCACUGCCCAACACUGGAGAGCUGCAUAUUAGAGCCUGGAACCAGUGCCAUUUUGUACAACAUAACAGACGGUAUAGAUCCGGAUUUGCUGGUUUUUGAACAAUCUCCCACGUAUCUAAAUACUCGUUCUUCAUCCAAUAGAUGGGACAGACUAAGGGUUCUAAAAGCUAUGAAUUUAGAUAAACAAACCACCAUGAUAAAUGGUAUGCUGCCAUCCACAGAGGCUCCAUCCUCAACCACGCAUCAAGAUUUGGUUGAAAACACAAACAGUACCGGUUAUUCUAAGGAAUUAACCACAGAUUUUUGGGCAAUAUUUACUUCCCGGAAUGACUCCAUUACCACAAAGAUAAAUAAGGUGUCACCAAGUACUGAUUUCAUCAGCAAUCCAGAUAAUAAGACUAUUUCUCCUUUCUUUGUACCCAUAGACACAAAACUUUCUCAUAUGCCGAUCCCACCCCGACUCAACAGUAGCAAACAAUUACCGAACAAAACCAAAGGAUACAAUAGCAGAAACCACACAUCUGCGAAUGAAGAUGAGGUAUCUGUGACUUCAAAGAGUUGGCUGGUUUCUGUGGCCCUUUGCACCUCUGUCAUCUUUCUCGGCUGUUGUAUAGUCAUCCUGGCAUCUGGAUGCUGUGGAAAGCAGCAGGGCCAGUAUAAACUAGGACAGAGAAAAUCAGGAUCCUAG
Molecule: messenger RNA, 981 nt
Organism: Nomascus leucogenys (northern white-cheeked gibbon)
Lineage: Eukaryota; Metazoa; Chordata; Mammalia; Primates; Hylobatidae
Gene: MANSC4
Product: MANSC domain containing 4
Source: RefSeq, a predicted model, not a curated record